Epithele typhae is the source of this 1128-nucleotide messenger RNA. RefSeq lists its product as uncharacterized. The transcript has 5 exons. Bases 1 to 1128 code for a protein of 375 amino acids. The record is from RefSeq and is a predicted model, not a curated record. Lineage: Eukaryota; Fungi; Basidiomycota; Agaricomycetes; Polyporales; Epitheliaceae.
AUGGGCACGCUGUUUUUGCGCGCAUACUACAUCGUCAACUUCAUCGAUGCGGUCCUCUUCGGAAUCGCGUUGGCUCUUUAUUACAGUGUGGCGAUGGCCGUCCACCAUCUUCAUCCACGGACUCGAUCCGACAAGUUCCUAUUUCUAUUUUCUACAGUCCUCAUCAUUUUGAGUACCAUGAUGUGGAUUCCCCAAACGUAUUUCGGGGAGAGGAUGUUCGUGGUUCAUGCAGACUAUCCUGGAGGCAUUCAAGUGUACUGGACUCUCAACCAGGGCGUGUGGUAUCAUAUCUUGGGCACGACCGCGUGCAUUAUGAGCAAUCUCAUGAGCGAUGCAUUACUGGCGUACCGCUGCUAUGUUGUGUGGAACGGCAUACGAGCGGUCAUCAUUCCUGCACUUCUGUGGAUUGUUUCUUUCGCCUCUGGUAUCGGGAUCCUGUACGGGUACGGGCGCCCAGGCGGGAGUUACUUUCAUGGCAUCGCACCAUCUUUUGUGAACACCUACACGGCUUCGACAUUCGCGUUCAACGUCAUCGUCACCGGCCUCAUCUGCUACCGCAUCGUGUCUGCAUGGCUUGCGUUGUGUCGCGCAGGGGUCAGCAACGAUGAAGACGCUCGGACGUACACUAGUGCGAUGGCCAUCAUCGUCGAAAGCGCACUCCCCUUCACCAUCGUCAGCUUCACCUACCUCGUCGCGUACGCGGUCGAUGCCGAAAUCGCGUACGUCUUCUCGUUUUAUAUCAUGUUCACAGUCAUCUCCCCGCUCAUGAUCGCCCACCGUGUCUUUCAACGGCGCGCGUGGACGCGCUCUUCGGGCUCACUCUGCUCCGCCUCAGUGGCCUGCCAACGGGGCGGGGCCUCGUCCGUCUUCCCUUCGGACCCCACCCAUUCAACCACUCUCUCGCGCCCCGCCGCGGCACAUCCGUACCCGUACGGGCACUCAUUCGAGAUUGUCGCGCUCGAAAAAAAGCCCGGCCGAGGUCGCUCGCCCACUCCCCGCGCAUUGCAACCGUCGCCAGCCGACGAGAACCGCACCACCGUCGUCUCCUUCGGGAGCAGUCGGCUUACUGAUACGGGGACAGAGACGGAGGGAGAGGGACAAAAGGUGGCAGAGUUCGAGAUAUCAUAG